Molecule: messenger RNA, 1062 nt
Organism: Capsella rubella
Lineage: Eukaryota; Viridiplantae; Streptophyta; Magnoliopsida; Brassicales; Brassicaceae
Product: malignant T-cell-amplified sequence 1 homolog
Exons: 9
Coding region: 291-836 (181 amino acids)
Biological process (GO): formation of translation preinitiation complex
Molecular function (GO): RNA binding
Source: RefSeq, a predicted model, not a curated record
GGUCGGAUCGGAUGUUUUCACUCGUUUCCUAGGUUUUCUGAAACACAGUCGUUUUGAUUUAUUCGGAAGAAACAUCCGUUCCUCUCGGCUCUUCUUCUUCUUCUUCUACUACUACUACUUCCUCUCAAAUCUCAAUCGCCGAUUAGUUACUACUCCUCCGUCCAGCCCAUUUAUCCUUCAGCCAUCUUCUCUGAAAUCCUCUCUCUGAUUCCGGAAGGAACCAUUGUUAGAAACUGGAGAUUAUCUUCAGUUACAUCGACCCUUUCUCCUAAACUUACCUUUACUCGAAUAUGUUCAAGAAGUUUUGUUUGGAGGAGAUUUCAUCACAAAACCAAGUGAAGGCAUCUGUUCAACGCAGGAUCCGCCAGAGUAUUCAAGAUGAGUACCCAGGACUUGAAACAGUGAUGGAGGAUCUACUCCCCAAAAAGAUUCCUCUUAUCGUAGUGAAGUGCCCAAACCAUCUGACCCUAGUUGUUGUCAACAAUGUCCCCCUCUUCUUCUGUAUCCGUGAUGGGCCAUAUAUGCCAACACUGCGACUUCUUCAUCAAUACCCAAAUAUAAUGAAGAGGUUUCAAGUUGAUAGAGGUGCCAUAAGGUUUGUUCUCUCUGGUGCAAACAUAAUGUGUCCUGGUCUUACUUCCCCGGGAGGUGUUCUGGAUGAAGAAGUUGACGCUGAAAGGCCAGUGGCCAUAUAUGCAGAAGGAAAGCAACAUGCGUUGGCAAUAGGGUUCACCAAAAUGUCAGCCAAGGACAUCAAGAGCAUCAACAAAGGAAUCGGAGUGGACACCAUGCAUUACCUCAAUGACGGUCUCUGGAAGAUGGAGCGGCUAGAUUGAGGAACGAGUAAAAUGAGUCACUCUCGGAGAGAGAUAUUAUGAUCUCCUUUUAUGUUAUCUAAACUUGUGGAGCUUUUUGUCCGGAUCAACCUUAGCUUUGAUUUGAUUCGUUUUCAAAUAUUACUAGAUGUUUAUUUUAUGAGGGAACAUCAUUACAUCAACCUUAGCUAAGGUUCUUACAGUUUCUAAUCCCGUAUAAUCAAAUGGCUUUUUACGCCUUGAGCAA